AUGAUUCUCAGGAACAAAUCCAUAUCGCCCUUCCUCGCCUUCUUAUGUCUCGUCUCGUUAUCUCGAGGGCUGAUGCCGCCCAACAAUGAACAAGACUCUGCACCAACAACCUCGAAUGCCGUAACAAAACAGACUACAUUCCGACUCGCACAUGCAUUUCAUCGUGGUGGAACCGUCGCCCCGGACUCGUUCGCCCAAAUGGACUGGGACCCAUCUGAAAUUAAAGCUGAAUGUGAUGCUACGGGUCGACAAUCUUAUUAUACCGUAUCUACUAUUCAUGAAGUCAUGCCAAGUUUUGUAGAACAGGGUGGUGCUGAUAGUGGUAGUGGUAACGUAAGGACUCAACUCCGGGCUAUGCCAAAUGCUCGCGACGUGGAUACUGUCAGAGCUAUGGCAUAUAUGACUCUUGACUCGUAUACAGAGCCCGUGAAGAAGGAAUGGGUACCUGUAGACGGAUGGAAUGCUUCGUUACCUUUUGGUUGGGACUCUGAUGGUAUUCGAGGCUACGUCUUUAAAUCUGAUGAUGAAGAUGUUUUGGUUAUUGCCAUCAAAGGUACUUCUGCACAGGUCUUUGGUAUUGGAGGUGGACCAACUUCGAAACGUGACAAGUACAAUGACAAUAUGAUGUUCUCGUGCUGUUGCGCGAAAGUAGAUAGGUCAUGGACACCGAUAUGUGACUGCUGCCAAGACUCUACCACAUGCUCGGUCUCAUGUGUGCAAAAGCAAGCUAAUUUCGCAGAUUCCUAUUAUAAUUUGGCAGAGUCUAUAUACCUGCAAGCACGGAUAAUGUACCCUCGGGCAUCUAUUUGGUUCACAGGACAUUCUCUAGGUGGAGCUUUAGCUGCCCUACUAGCCUUCACAAACGGAGCACCCGCCUUUGCCUAUGAAGCCCCAGGUGAUGUACUGUAUGCAUCACGCCUAGGUCUCUUACCGCCACCUCGUAAUCAUGACUCGGUGCCAGACUACUCGUGGCUCUUUGACAUGCUCCCGAUAUAUCACUUUGGGAAUGCCCAAGAUCCAAUCUUUUUGGGUGUAUGUAAUGGAGCUUCCUCUAGUUGCUACUAUGGAGGCUAUGCAUUGGAAACACGAUGCCAUGUCGGCAAGACAUGUCUAUAUGACCCCGAAGAAUAUCAAAAGCCAAUGACGGAUAGUAAUGGUCGUCCUAUCUUGCGAAAGGUGGAUGCACCUGUAAGACACACUCUGCCAAAGGAAGUCCGACAACCAGUAGAAACAGCUGAAGAUCCAAAACUAGUACGAGCAUCUGCAAACCUCGAUAUACGGAUGCACUCUAUGGUCAGAGCCAUUGAAACGUACUUUGAUAAAUGGGAAUACGUGCCUGAAUGUCGGGUGGAAAAGGCAUGUGUUGAUUGUGAAACUUGGUCAUUUGUUGAAUAA
Synchytrium microbalum is the source of this 1395-nucleotide messenger RNA. RefSeq lists its product as uncharacterized. Gene Ontology annotation, biological process: piecemeal microautophagy of the nucleus; neutral lipid catabolic process; macroautophagy. The transcript is spliced from 3 exons. NCBI's taxonomy places the organism in Eukaryota, Fungi, Chytridiomycota, Chytridiomycetes, Synchytriales, Synchytriaceae. Gene Ontology annotation, molecular function: glycerophospholipase activity. The coding region runs from base 1 to 1395 and encodes 464 amino acids. The record is from RefSeq and is a predicted model, not a curated record.